Molecule: messenger RNA, 2055 nt
Organism: Dunckerocampus dactyliophorus (ringed pipefish)
Lineage: Eukaryota; Metazoa; Chordata; Actinopteri; Syngnathiformes; Syngnathidae
Product: ETS translocation variant 4-like
Exons: 13
Coding region: 367-1821 (484 amino acids)
Biological process (GO): regulation of transcription by RNA polymerase II; cell differentiation
Cellular component (GO): nucleus
Molecular function (GO): sequence-specific DNA binding; DNA-binding transcription factor activity, RNA polymerase II-specific
Source: RefSeq, a predicted model, not a curated record
CCUUGCUGAAAAACAGGAAUUGAAACGUACUUGCACUGUACUCACAUAUAGUGUUUAUCAAUUAUAUGUGGAAACAGAAGACAGGUUAAUGGAGAACUGUAGUCUUUAAAAACAUUUUUCUUAGCUAAUUAGCGUGCGCUUUUAGCUAACACCUAAAAGCUGGCGUUAGCAGGAUCACUUAACAGCUAAAUGCAAACAUCUCGACAUCAGUCGUCGUGUGUUGUGGACUUUAAACGCCACAAGAAUGCUUAGCUCUGGGCUGAUUUACGUCACUUUGUGUGCCACCUUUCCAGCCUGGCUGAUGAUCGGAUCUCGGAGGAGUGAUAUGAGAAGUCGCAAGGAAAUGGGCCCCCGAAUCGACUGUUGAUGGCAGGCAAACGGAAAUACAUGGACACAGAAUUACCCCCUCAGGAAUCUGAAGACCUCUUCCAGGAUCUAAGCCAACUCCAGGAGACAUGGCUCACAGAAGCUCAGGUUCCUGACAGCGACGAGCAGUUUGUUCCGGAUUUCCAUUCUGAGAACUCGGUGGCCUUUCACAGCCCCCCCGUCACCAUCAAGAAGGAGCCACAGAGCCCGGGCUCGGACCCCAGCCAGUCAUGUAGCCACAAGCAGAGCUUCAGCUACCCCAGUGGAGAGCAGUGCCUUUACGCCAGUGCCUAUGAGCAGAAAAGGGCUGCAGGGGGCACCAAGAGCUCCUGCCCGGGGACCCCCAUGUCCCCCAUGCAGCAGCAUUACUCCCCGAAACCAGCGGCUGCCGGCCGACCCGACGCCGGCUACAUGAACCCGGCGGCCGCCUCGCAGCCACUGCCUAGCAACACCUUCCCUCUCAAUGCCAGAUAUCAGGGCCCGUCAGCAGACCCCAUGUGCCCCCAGUUUCCCGCACCGGGCCAAGCCUUUCAACGAAUGCCCUCCGCACCAGCAGGGCAUGGCAGCGGUAGGGGGGGCGGGCCGGGGGGCGGCGGGGGCGGAGGCUACCACCGUCAGCACUCGGACCCCUGCAUGCCGUAUCUGCAGCAGAGCUUCAAACAGGAAUACAUGGACCCCCUGUACGAGCGGGCGGCUCACGUAGGGGCGCAACAGAGCCGAUGCCAGGGGCCGCCACCCCACGCAACCCAGCACCCCCACUCACAUCUGCACCCACACAGGUUCCCACCGGCUCACAUGAUGGUCAAGCAGGAGCCCACAGACUACACCUACGACACAGAUGUGUCUGGAUGUUCUUCCAUGUACCACCAUAGCGAGGCCUACCCGACCCCCCAGCAAGGCAGCGAAGGUUACCUGUUUGAAAACGACUCCCGUGUGGUUCCAGAGAAGUUUGAAGGUGAGGUGAAGCAGGAAGGCGGUGGCGGUGGCGUGUUCCGCGAGGGCACGCCUUACCAGCGGCGCGGUUCGUUGCAGCUGUGGCAGUUCCUGGUGGCGCUGCUGGACGACCCGGGUAACGCGCAUUUCAUCGCCUGGACCGGCCGCGGCAUGGAGUUCAAGCUCAUCGAGCCCGAGGAGGUGGCUCGCCUGUGGGGGAUGCAGAAGAACCGCCCCGCCAUGAACUACGACAAGCUGAGCCGCUCGCUGCGCUACUACUACGAGAAGGGAAUCAUGCAGAAGGUGGCGGGCGAGCGCUACGUCUACAAGUUCGUGUGCGAGCCCGAGGCGCUCAUCUCGCUGGCGUUCCCCGACAAUCAGCGGCCCAGCCUGAAGGCGGAGUUUGAGCGCUACGUCAACGAGGAGGACACGGUGCCGCUGUCCCACCUGGACGAGGGGGUGUCCUACAACCCCGCAGACGGUGUCGCCCCUCAGACCUACUCCAAAGGAUACAUGUACUAAAGCCAGCCCCACCCCCACCCCCAACCACCUCACCUCCCCUCCCCUCCCCUCCCCUCGCUGUACUGCCAAAACAUCUUCAUACAUGACCCCCGCCUCCAUGCACCUCUUGCACACGCCCCCACCCCACUUGUAUAUACAGCUAAGGUGAUUUUGUUUAAAUUAAUCUCAUAAGAAGCCUUCCUGUCACACCUGAGGCGAGAUUGCUUAAUAAAUCCUCAAUUAUACCAACAACAA